Messenger RNA from Myodes glareolus (Bank vole), 2864 nucleotides. The record is from RefSeq and is a predicted model, not a curated record. NCBI's taxonomy places the organism in Eukaryota, Metazoa, Chordata, Mammalia, Rodentia, Cricetidae.
UAAGCGGAAGCUGGGCAAUCUUGUUGGUGAGGUGAUUAAAAUCGAUUGAGGAGCCAAAGGCAGAAGUGCUGAAUGCCCUUUUUUCUCUCGUUGCCCCUGAACCUGAAUGGUGGAGAACCGCGUGGUGCAGACCUGGGUACGGGGUGUCGCGGGGACGCGAAAACUCCCCAGAGCCGCAAUCGCCGGGUUGCCUGGGAAAGUCAGCAGCGCAGUGGCGGGAACCGCUGCCAGGCGGCCCUGGAACCUCCCAGGGGUGUGACUGUGGACUUCUCCCAGGAGGAAGGACAAUGCCACAAUGCCUAGGCCCGGCCCUGACUUUGUGCAGGGACUGGAUGUUGCAGAAUUACAGCAGUCUGGUUUCUGUGGGUGAGAAUAGUUUGCUUGCAGUCUCCUUUGCUCCUUAGAGUUCCUAGCAAAACUAAUCUGCGUGUGUGUGACUUGUGUGUUUAUAGAAUCUCACACUUCACAGAGUAAAGUGAAAUCCUCAGAGGAACAAAGAGAAAUUUUCAUAAAAUGUUCUCUCUUGUUUUGAGUAUUUUUUGGAGGUAUAAGGCUGCCAGCAUUUUUAGUCCAUGAUAACAGAACCUCCCUAGGGUAUGAUUCUCAUUCCAGUCAUUCACUUACAUUACCGCCUCUGAGAUUUGACUGAGCUGUGAUUGGAAGUGGGAUUCAAGUAACAAUAACUAACAAUGUUUUCUAAAUAUUUUCAGUAUUCUGACACUGCAUGACAAUUGAAAAAUUGUUUUAUAAUCCUCUAUUUUGUUUCCUCUUCAUGUACUGAGCACAGUACUGUGUUAGAAGUCCAGCUACUUUCUGAAGAAUCUCUUUCUCAUGUGCAGUGCUCCAAGAUGGAGAGGGAGGAGUCAGUGGCUAAGGAUGCAGAACUGUGUAUAUGGACUGAUGGGAGCCACCCUCUGGAGCCUGGGCAUGGAACCUGGAUCUCUAAAGCAGUAACAGACGUUCAUACCCAUUGAACCAUCUAUCUAGCCCUAUUAAGUUUUAUUUAUGGCAACAAGCCAUCUAUUCUUUGUUCCUGAAAGAAAAACUCAAAGAAGAGAAACAGAAAGAAAUGGCUGAUUCUCCAGUUAAUCUGUCCCAGGGUCUGUUUACAUUCUGGGAUAUAGCUGUGGACUUCACUCAAGAAGAGUGGGAGUGUCUGAACUCUGCUCAGAGGACUUUGUACAUUGAUGUGAUGUUGGAGAAUUACAGCAACCUGGUCUCUCUGGAAAACUAUUGCAAAUGUGAUCCAGUCUGUCAACAUGUGAAUAAUGAAAAGGAGUCUCAUCAGUGUAAUGAGCUUGGCAACGUGCUUUAUGACCCCUCCACAUGUGCACUCUAUAAAACACACAGAACUAGAGAAAACUCUAAUAGCUACAGAUGCAGUGAUCACAGGGAUGCCUCUGUUGACUCAUCAAACCCUGAUAGACAUGAAAGCAUGCACACUGGAAAAGAACCUUUCAAACCUAAAGACUGCAAGAAAUCUUUAAAUUUGGGUUCUAUCAUUAUUCAAGAUCACAGUCUCUACACUGCAAAGAAAGAACACAGACAGGGUGAAUAUGAUGACUCUUUCUCUUCUGCAUACAGUGUUUUGCAACAAACAAUCUACAUUGGAGGGACACCACACCAAUGUUGGAAACGCGGGAAAUGUGUCAGUACCACCUCAAGCCUCAUCAUACAUCCGAGAAUUUAUACGGGAAAGAAACCCUACAAGUGCAACAUUUGUGACAAAUCCUAUAAGCAGAGUGCAAGUCUUAAAACACAUCAAAGACUUCAUACUGGGGAGAAACCUUACAAAUGCAAAGAUUGUGGAAAGUCAUUUCGCCUGUUGGUAGUACUUAAAAACCAUCAGAAUAUGCAUACUGGAGAGAAGCCUUACACAUGUAAGGAAUGUGACAAAUCCUUUCCUGUGAAGUCAACUCUUACAAAGCAUCAGAGAAUUCAUACUGGAAAGAAACCCUACAAGUGCAAUGUUUGUGACAAAUCUUUUAGUCAGUGUUCACAUCUUAAAAUACAUCAAAGACUCCAUACUGGGGAAAAACCUUACAAAUGCAAAAAUUGUGAAAAGGCGUUUCAUGACUUAUCAGCACUUAAAAGCCAUCAGAAAAUGUAUACUGGAGAGAAGCCUCACAAAUGUAAGGAAUGUGACAAAUCCUUUGCUCUAAAGUCAACUCUUACAAAGCAUCAGAGAAUUCAUACUGGAGAGAAACCCUACAAAUGCAACAUUUGUGACAAAUCUUUUACUCAGUGCUCAAGUCUGAAAACACAUCAAAGACUCCAUACUGGAGAGAAACCUUACAAAUGCAGAGAAUGUGGAAAGUCCUUUCCUCAGUCCUCAGCACUUAAAAGCCAUCAAAAAAUGCAUACAAACAAAAGGCAUGCUGGAGAGUAACUUUACCAAUUCAAUGAGUGUCCUGUAACUACUAUUCAUUAUUAGAAAGGCAGUAGAAAAUUCAUUUUCUAGAUAAAUUAUACAAAGACAAAAAAUGUUGUAAGUCCUUUCUCAAAUUAUCACAUCUUAAAAUGCAUUACAGAAUCCACACAGGUGAGAAACCAUAGAAUGGUGACUAUGUGACAAAUGCUUCACUAUGACCUCUACUCUUAGAACACAUCAGAAAAUUCAUACUGGAGAGAAAUCUUACAAAUAUAAAGAAUGUGACAAAUUUUUUUCUAAGUGUUCAGGUCUUCAAACACAUUAGAAAAUUAAUACUGGACAGAAACUUUACAAAUGGCAAGGACUGACAAAUUUUUCAUCCAGUAUUCAAAUCUUAGAAUAUAUUAUAGAGUUCAUAAUGGAGAUAGAAUUGCAUAUGUAAAGAAUGUGAAUUUUGUACUAAAUGCUCAACUCUUCGAGCACAUCAGAAAAA